Photinus pyralis (common eastern firefly) is the source of this 853-nucleotide messenger RNA. RefSeq lists its product as uncharacterized. The record is from RefSeq and is a predicted model, not a curated record. The transcript has 3 exons. Lineage: Eukaryota; Metazoa; Arthropoda; Insecta; Coleoptera; Lampyridae. The coding region runs from base 182 to 670 and encodes 162 amino acids.
GCUAAAAACUUUAGAAGAUCAAUUUUACACCCAACAAAAGUCCCAUCAGUCCCGCGAGGUAGAAUUACUCAAGGCGAUUGAUUCGCUUAAGAACGAAAUUAUCAGCAAAAAUUCUGCCAUUGAAGACUUACAAAGCAACGUUGAUACUUUGGAGGGUGGAAUUCAAGUUUUACGUCAGGAAAUGGCAUAUAAUGGAGAAACUGCCAAUAAGAUUAAAAUGGAAGCAGAUUAUAAAAUCAGAGGACUGCACGAAGAAAUCACAAAGUUGCAAAAUAAACACACACAAGAACUAGAAGAACAGAAAGCUACAUUUCAGAAUACAGAAAAGGAUCUGAAGGCAAAGAUUGAUCAUUUGGAACGGAAAUGCCAAUGCGUUACUAAACUAUUUGAAGAGAUAAGAUCAAGAUAUGAAAGAAGAGAAUCCAGACAAGAAGAUUUGAAUGUAAUGUCCGAUCUACGGCAAGUAAUAGCGGAGCAGGAAAAAGACUUGGCGUGCUUGACCGAAGAGAAACGCUACUUUCAAAUGAAAUUAAUGACGUUGGAGCAAAUUUUAAGUACCUCGAACAUCGGCAAUGUACCUGGACAGUUAUGCAGUUCGAUUAGCAAUCAAAUUAGUGUUCCGGCAACUAUUCCCGAAUGUGAAGAUGAUUUUGAAGACGCCGUUGCUUAAUUCUCAAACGAAAACUAGACAGAAUUCGAAAACCUUGUUACAAUCAAACGAAUCAGAAUGGAUCAGGACGUAUAAAGGCUUAGAGCUUCAUUUUGCAUAACCAACUUUGUGAUUAUUUUGUAAUAUGGAAACCACAAGUUACGUAGGUACGUUUUUUUAUUUGUUAAUAUAAACUUUAUGUAA